Messenger RNA from Huiozyma naganishii CBS 8797, 1398 nucleotides. RefSeq names its product transcription factor SPN1 (gene SPN1). Gene Ontology annotation, cellular component: nucleus. Bases 1 to 1398 code for a protein of 465 amino acids. The record is from RefSeq and is a predicted model, not a curated record. Lineage: Eukaryota; Fungi; Ascomycota; Saccharomycetes; Saccharomycetales; Saccharomycetaceae. The transcript has a single exon. Gene Ontology annotation, biological process: poly(A)+ mRNA export from nucleus.
AUGAGUGAGGGUGCUAAUGGGGAUGCUGUUCCCGAAUCACGGGAGGAAUACAGUGUAAACACUGCCGCAGCUGCGGUAGCGGCCAUAAACGGGGCGAUCGACGGUUUGGAGAAGACUGAUGGGAUAGACCCGGCGACUGCUGAAACUGCUCACGGGGAUGAAGAAGCACCUGCUGUCGAUAGCGUUGCGAGGUCAGAGACACCUGUGGUGGAAAAUGCAGACACGACGGAGGAACGACCUGUCGUAAACACAGACGCUGCAGAAUCACCUGUCGUAGAGGACACAGCGACUACUGAGGAGACUGCUAGUCGUGAGGGGACCACACCUUCCGUUACCCCUGGUGAGACUACAACUGCCACACAACCAGGAGAAAGAAGCAGGAAACAUAUUGCCAAUGGUUACGGUUCUGAUUCUGAUUCUGAUUCUGGUGAAGAUGAUGGUGCAGCGUCGGGCCGUUCAGGAGGUACGCGGGUCACGGGCUCCCAGAACGCAUACGACAGUGAUGAUAAUAAUGUUGGAGGGCAACAACUAACGAAACGUCAACAACUGGAAGAAAAACUGGACGCUCUGCUUAAGAAACCGAAGGUCAGGCGGACACGCCGUGACGAGGAUGAUCUAGAGCAAUUCUUGGAUGAAAAGAUCUUGAGGUUGAAGGAUGAAAUGAAUGUUGCUGCUCAGAUGGAUAUUGACACUUUGAACAAGAGGAUUGAAACCGGGGACAGUAGCCAAGUGGCCAUCCAAAAGGUGAAGUUGCUCCCCAAAGUGGAAAGCAUACUGUCGAAGGCGAAUCUUGCCGACACUAUACUCGACAACAAUCUUCUACAAAGUGUCCGGAUCUGGCUGGAACCUUUACCGGAUGGUUCUCUUCCUUCCUUUGAGAUUCAGAAAUCUCUGUUUGCCGCUAUUAAGGAUCUACCGGUCAAGACGGAGCACCUAAAGGAGAGUGGGUUGGGUAGAGUCAUGAUUUUCUAUACCAAGUCUAAACGUGUUGAGCCACAGCUUGCCCGGAUCGCGGAACGGUUGAUUGCUGAAUGGACCAGGCCUAUUAUCGGCGCCUCGGAUAACUAUAGAGAUAAACGGAUCACGCAGUUGGAGUUUGAUUCCGAGAAACUGAGAAAAAAGAGCGCUUUGAACUCUGCCAAGAGGAGAAAGAAACAGAGAACUGUUGAGGAUGGUUCCGCGGAUAGUGGGUCCACUUCACAAUCGCUGUACGAACAAGCUGCCGCGAGGAGAAACAGAGCCGCUGCUCCUGCUCAAACGACAACCGACUACAAAUACGCGCCGAUGAGCAACGUGAUGGCUGUUGGCAAUAACGCCAGAUCCACUGGUGUCGGUGCCUCCCUGAAUAACAGUGAUUUGUACAAGAGGCUGAACUCGAGAUUAAACAAGAAGAAGUGA